Gloeophyllum trabeum ATCC 11539 is the source of this 1503-nucleotide messenger RNA. RefSeq lists its product as uncharacterized. NCBI's taxonomy places the organism in Eukaryota, Fungi, Basidiomycota, Agaricomycetes, Gloeophyllales, Gloeophyllaceae. The transcript has a single exon. Bases 100 to 1389 code for a protein of 429 amino acids. The record is from RefSeq and is a predicted model, not a curated record.
UCAUUUAUCCUCUCCCCGGCCUGUUCCGCUCCCUCCACCCCCUUUUCACUCGACCAGCGCUGCUCCUACUUUCUCGAACCACCCAGCGAGGACGACGAAAUGCACCGAGCUCCAGUCGAAAUGCUCCCCCUCGAGAUGCUUUCAGAAAUAUUCUGCCAUUGCCUCGAUCACUCCGAGACCUACAUGUCUCCGCACAGGAAUCGCGCGCCCCUCCUCCUCACCCGCGUCUGCAGGUCCUGGCGGCGCUGUGCCAUCACCACUCCGGCCCUCUGGACUUCCCUCCGCCUCUACUCCCCUUUCACUGAGCAUCAGUACCGGUCCUUGGUCUCGCUCGCAGACCUCUGGCUCCAGCGCUCCGGCGCCCGCCCGCUCUCCCUCUCGCUGACAAUACCCGACCCUCAUUCGCUCCCAGCCUCCCUCCUCUCCCACCUCCCCCGCUGCACCCGCCUCCACCUCGCCGCCCCCGACCCGUUCUCCGCCGCCCUCCGCGACAACAUGCCCCUCCUCGAAUCCCUCUCCCUCACCUCCCCCAAGGACCACGCCUUCUACCCCAAAGAGCCCACCUUCCCGCUCGACAUCUCCGCCCCGCGCCUCCGCGCGCUCGCCCUCGACGGCUUCCCGCACCGCCUCGUCCUCCCCUGGGCGCAGCUCACCCACCUGCGCGUCGCCAACUGGGAACCCACAAAACCCUGGCUCUCGCUCCUGCGCGAGUGCUCCGCCCUCACCUCCUGCUCCCUCAGCCCUGCUGGCGAGAUCCUCCUCGUCGGCGGCGCCCCCACGCCCAUCGUGUUCCCCGCGCUCGAGUCCCUGCGCGUGCACCCCACGCGCGUGCUCGGCUUCGUCCGCGUGCUCGAGCACUUUGCCGCGCCCAACCUAAAGCACCUCGACGUGGCCGUGCCCGGCAACAUCGUGCCCCUGUGCCGCGAGGUCGCCCCGCUGCUCGCGCGCUCCCAGUGUCAGUUGCAGAGCUUGGCCCUCGCGGGCUUGCGCCUGGAUGCGUUUGAGGACUUUCGCGCCCUGUGCGCGCUCGUGCCAAACCUCACGCGGCUGUCCAUAGCUGGCAUUGGGAGGAUGAGCUUCCCGAGCAGGAUGUUCUUCGACGAGAUGACGCGGAAGGAGGGUCGGGGGUGUUUGCUGCCCCAGCUCGAGGCGCUGGAGAUGCGGCUGAGCGUUGGCAAGACGGAUUUCCCGGACGACGCUAUCGAGGAGAUGCUAAGGUCCAGGAUCGCGGGGCAGCAUUCAGGGUGCAGCCGCAUGAGGAGUGCCGACGUUUAUGUGCAUAGGCGGAUCCACGAUUGGAUCGCGAGCUUGGUGGACCAGGGGACGCAUUGGUAUAUCUCGGAGCAAGGGGAGGUGGUCCAGCAGCGUUUGGAGGCGGGUGAGCGGUAGGAGGGGUCUUGCACGUACAUAUUGAACACGAACAUACGAACUCUGCACACGGAAUGUAACGAAAUAGUGUAUUUGUAUCUCCCGUGUAUCUAUAGCAGCACGUUUAGUACCGAC